This is a messenger RNA of Moneuplotes crassus, 909 nucleotides long. Lineage: Eukaryota; Ciliophora; Spirotrichea; Euplotida; Euplotidae. The record is from the annotation of a GenBank genome assembly.
AUGGGCUGAAGCAAUGCAAGGACUAUUAAAGUUCAAGCCAAUGUUACUAAAUUUCCUGACCAGAAGCAACCCUUAGGCGAGAACAAACCUAGCGAGAAGAAAUGGUGGAACCUUGUCAAUGAGAACCGUGGUCUUGAUAGGAGAGAGAAAAAGGAAAAUAAUGUUCAAGACAACCCUGGCUGGGCCAACCAGUUUAGUAAACCACCUGAGCUCAGUAAGGAUGCACUCUUUGGUAGAGCUAAAUCUCCUCUGAAGCAGCUAAAAUUUGAGAAGAACAAAUUUUUGAAAGAUGCUACUAAUAUGGGAUCUGAAGACCCAAUGAGAAACACAAAUGAGCUGAUUAGGCGAAAUCAGAAUAAGUCUAAUCGGGAUAUUGAUGAUGUAAGGAAGGGAAUUGACCAGUUAAAUGAUCUUUUUGGUUCAAAAGAUUUCAGUAUGAAUCCGAAUGAUAUGGAUAAAAGUGGAGACAUAAAUGCAUUACUCAAUGAUCUGGUAACUUCUCAGGAUAGGAAAUUAUAUAAGUUUAGAGAGAAUGGUGGAGAAGUAAAAUAACUCUUCAACUUUAAACAUACUAGAUGGAAACAUUGAAGGAAGUGGCUUGAUACAAUUCGAUCAUGAAUUAUACUCUAACAUGGACCAAUCAUAUAAAAUUAAUCUUUCAAGCAAAGAAGGGUCUGCUCUUGGAUUCCAGGUCUCUCAGAGUGGAUUUGGAAAUACCCUUACUGCAAAAAAUCAUCACACAACAGUAAAAAGAAAUGUCUCCCCUAAUAUUACAUCCUUCGAUUUCAGCAGCAAACAGCAGGACACCAAUCAGGAUGAACACCGUAACUAUGAAGAUGAUCUGGAUCGACUCCUCAGCUAAAUCCGUCCAAUUUCAUAAUUUUCAAACACAUCAGAACCAAUAUCUGU